AUGAGCAGCACUACUUUAGAAAUGGCGAUUGACGAUCAGAAUAAUUUCAAUAGAAGAUCAAGAGGUAGAGGACAACCACGUAGAAGUAUAAGAGGUUCAAGUAGUGGUCGAAAUAAUCGGUUCAAAAAUUCCCCUUAUGAUCGACAACAG
Entrophospora sp. SA101 is the source of this 150-nucleotide messenger RNA. NCBI's taxonomy places the organism in Eukaryota, Fungi, Glomeromycota, Glomeromycetes, Entrophosporales, Entrophosporaceae. The record is from the annotation of a GenBank genome assembly.